Rhincodon typus (whale shark) is the source of this 1975-nucleotide messenger RNA. Its product is annotated as transmembrane protein 87A-like. Gene Ontology annotation, cellular component: Golgi apparatus; membrane. Gene Ontology annotation, biological process: retrograde transport, endosome to Golgi. The record is from RefSeq and is a predicted model, not a curated record. NCBI's taxonomy places the organism in Eukaryota, Metazoa, Chordata, Chondrichthyes, Orectolobiformes, Rhincodontidae. The transcript is spliced from 17 exons. The coding region runs from base 48 to 1475 and encodes 475 amino acids.
GACGCCACAAACCAGCAGGGCAGCCACUUCCGUUCAGUGUAAACAAGAUGGCGGUGGGGAGGAGGCCGCUCGGCCCGUACUCGCUCCUGCUGUUUCUUACGUGUGCCGUCUCAGCGCCAGAACUCGCUCUGGGCCUCUCUGAGGCCGGCAAGUGGAGGCUAAGAGUUGGCGGGAAUCAAUCUCAAACUCAAUUUCUACAGAAGAAAACAUUGUUUAACAGCUCGUACAUUACCCUGAAGUGGACCCAGGAGAAGUGUGACUCUGAAAUAAACCUGAACGUCUCAUGGUAUUUGAGAAGUUUUCAUUGCUUUGAUGAAUAUUCUGCAGUGAAUGAUGACACAGCAGCAAAAUAUUUUGGUUCUGCCACAGAACAGCGUAAAGAUGGAAGUGGUUAUUACAUUCUACAUUCGUACAGUCUUUUCAAAUGUCAAAAUAACUCCAUUUAUGGGGAGCUGCCGGUAAAGGUUUUUGACCAACCAAAGCCGUUGCUGAAUAGAACUUCGAACAUUGAGCCUGAAGUCAAUCCCAAACCGGUUGCCAAAAGAAGUACAGAGGGCAAGAAGGGCUCAGUGGCACAGACCUGGGAGGAUGCGCCAUACAUUUUCAUCAUUCAGAUUGAAGAUAUAAGACGAAAGCCUGCCUCUCCUAAUAGGAAUUGGAGUUUAAUUUUAGAAGUAGAAAUGUUGGGACCCCAUGGAUACAUUUCUGCCACAGAUUGGCCCUCCAUGAUUUUUUACAUGGUGAUGUGUAUCAUCUAUGUGCUCUACAGUGUUGUCUGGCUUUUCCUGUUGGCUUGUUACUGGAAGGACUUGCUUCGGAUUCAAUACUGGAUUGGUGGUGUCAUCCUGCUAGGGAUGUUGGAGAAAUCGGUCUUCUAUGCAGAAUUCCAUACAAUCUCUCAGCAAGGAGUAUCAGUUCAUGGUGCAGUGAUUUUUGCAGAGCUACUAUCAGCUGUGAAACGUACCCUUGCCCGGAUCCUGGUCAUUAUCGCAGCACUUGGCUAUGGUAUUGUCAAACCUAGGCUGGGAACCACUUCAAGUCAAGUCAUUGGAAUUGGCCUGCUGUACCUGUUAUUUUCAUCAGUAGAGGGAGUCCUACGAGUUGCUGUGGAUUGGAGGGAGCUGUGGAUAGAGGAUGCAUUCUGGCGGUUUCUUUUCUCCAUUUUGCUGCUUGUCAUAAUGUUCUUAUGGAGGCCAUCUGCAAAUAACCAGAGAUAUGCUUAUUCUCCAUUGGUAGAUGAAGUUGAUGAUGAAGAGGAAGAGGAGCAGUUGAUCAGUGAGGCUUUUGAGGGAAUGAAGAUAAGACCCAUAAAAUCGGAAUCUAAUGGCACAGUCAAACCCAACAAAACGGAUGAAGACCUCAAAUGGGUUGAAGAGAACAUCCCAGCCUCACUAACUGAUGUUGCAUUGCCGACCCUGCUGGAUUCAGAUGAGGAAAUAAUGACGACCAAGUUCGAAAUCUCCAAAAUGGAAUAAUUGGUGAUUGUUACAGGCAAAGCUUUAAUUUUGAAAUCCACAUCUUCUUCUGCAGCAGAUUUAACUUUUGGAUCUCUUUUAUUUAAAAGAAAAUGAAGAAACAUCUGAAAUGUUCUUGGUGUUGUGACUUUCUGAAAUGGCAUAAAAACAUUACUUUUCAUUUUGGAAACUCGGCCAAUCAGUUUUAUGAAACUAUUUUUAAAGCACUGCUUUUAUGUUCUCUCCAUUGCCCCUGAAACUUGGUUUAAAUUCUAUGAAAUGCCACCAGCAGAAUUCUUUGGAGCCAAGGUGUUCUCUGCAUGGGAGUGCGAGGAUCACGGACCAAGCUGAGCAAAGUAAUUGUGAUUCCAGUGAAACCAGCUGGGCAUUGUAAAACAUAUACCACCUGUAUGUGAAGGUGGUUAGGCUGAAUAUUUAGAUAUGGUACGUCCAUGCCUGUCUAUACGCAAAUAGCCUUUUUGUCAUUAUUUAAGACAAAUAAUAAAAAGGAACAAAGCCAA